AUGCAAGGCACCCAAUUUGAUUCCACACCCGUUCGUGUCUUGAAAGCAGACGCACAACAUAUAGUUGGUGAUACUGCACGUAUGACUGCUACUGUUGGUGCAAUUGCCAUAGCUGACUUAGUUAAGACGACAUUAGGUCCAAUGGGGAUGGACAAAAUCUUAGUCGGCUCGACGGUUGGCGACAACGUCACCAUCACAAACGACGGCGCGACCAUCUUAAAAAAUGUUCGUCUUGAGAACCCAGCGGCUAAGGUGUUAGUUGAGAUCUCUAAGACGACUGACGAGGAAGUUGGCGACGGGACCACAUCCGUCACUGUCUUAGCUGGUGAGUUAAUGCGCGAAGCCGAGAAACUGAUGGCGGAGAAGAUUCACCCUCAAAUCAUUAUCGAAGGGUGGCGCGUCGCUUUAAAGGCUGCUCAAGAGCGAUUGGGGUCGAUGCAGUUCAAUGUCUCGAAGGAGGACCCGAACUACAAAAAGCGCUUAUUAGACAUCGCGCGCACCACACUGUCCUCCAAAAUCUUAGCAGCGGAGAAGGAGAAGUUUGCGGAAAUUGCUGUCGAGGCCAUCGAAAAGAUCGGAGACUCGGACAUCGAGAACGUCGUCAUCUUACAGAAGAUAGGCGGGGAGAUGAGAGAAUCAUAUUUGGAGGACGGCUUCUUGCUAGAGAAGAAGUUUGGGACGUCACAGAAGAGGUUUUUGGAGAACCCUAAAAUUAUGGUUGCGAACACGGCGAUGGACAACGAUCGCAUCAAAAUCUGGAGCGGGAAGGUCCGAGUCGACUCUGUUGGGAAAGUUGCUGAAAUAGAGGAGGCUGAGCGCACACGUAUGAUUAAGAAGUGCGAAGCAAUCAAAGCGCAUGGCGUCACUUGUUUUGUGUCGCGACAACUCAUCUACCCUCUUCCGGAACAAUUCUUUAGUGCCAAUGGGAUAGUGUCGAUUGAUCACGCUGAUUUUGACGGUGUCGAGAAAAUCGCGAAGUUGUCGGGUGCGGAGAUCUUGUCGACUUUUGAUCAUCCGAAUGAGGCCAAAUUGGGGAGUUGCAAGGUUGUUGAAGAGAUAAUGAUUGGGGAGGAAAGCUUAAUUCGCUUCUCUGGAUUCCCACAUGGUGGUGCGUGCACUGUAGUGUUGCGCGGGUCAUCGAAACAGUUACUUGGGGAGAUGGAGAGAAGUCUUCAUGAUGCGUUGUGUGUGUUGCAUGUUGUGAAGAAAGACACCAAAAUGAUAUGUGGGGGUGGAUGUGUUGAGAUGGAGUUAAGUCUUGCUGUUGAAGAGGCUGCGAAAAAGACGGAAGGGAAGAGAGCGUUAGCAGUGGAGAGUUUUGCACGAGCGUUGCGACAACUUCCGAUGAUCAUAGCGGACAAUGCCGGGUAUGAUUCAGCCGAUUUAGUUGCUCAACUUCGAGCAGCGCAUGCGAAUGGAAAUAUCAAGAAUGCUGGAUUGAACAUGGAUAAAGGGUGUAUUGAUGAUAUGAUGGCAACAGGGAUUAUUGAACCGUUUGGAGUGAAGAAGCACAUCUUAACUGCAGCGACAGAAGCUGCUGAAAUGAUCAUUCGAGUCGACCACAUCAUCCAAGCCGCACCAAGAAAAAGAGAACAGAAGUAA
This is a messenger RNA of Entamoeba invadens IP1, 1602 nucleotides long. RefSeq names its product T-complex protein 1 subunit beta, putative. Gene Ontology annotation, molecular function: ATP hydrolysis activity; ATP binding; ATP-dependent protein folding chaperone. Bases 1 to 1602 code for a protein of 533 amino acids. The transcript has a single exon. Gene Ontology annotation, biological process: protein folding. The record is from RefSeq and is a predicted model, not a curated record. Gene Ontology annotation, cellular component: chaperonin-containing T-complex; cytosol. NCBI's taxonomy places the organism in Eukaryota, Evosea, Mastigamoebida, Endamoebidae.